This is a messenger RNA of Lingula anatina, 1209 nucleotides long. RefSeq lists its product as uncharacterized. The record is from RefSeq and is a predicted model, not a curated record. NCBI's taxonomy places the organism in Eukaryota, Metazoa, Brachiopoda, Lingulata, Lingulida, Lingulidae.
AUCUUUGGGAAUACGCCCUUAAAGUGAUUCCACUCUAGACAGAAACAUGAAAAUUGCGACAAAAUAAUGGUACCAUUAACCUUAAAACUAACUAUUCUAUUUCAAUAUUGCACAACACGGUUAUAAGUUGUCGUUCACUAGUCUGCUGGAGAGGUGAGCCAAAAAUAGACGCAGAGACAUCAGCCACGUAAUAGUUACUGAAAACUGGAACACCGAAGAGGUGUACCAAGAAGAUAAAACCGGGGUAAAUUCGAGUGUCUCAGUAAUUGCCGAAGACUGGAAACAUGGUGCCGCGUCUCUUUUCCCUCUUGUGUUGCUUCGCAUUGCCAAUGGUGGUGUCGGGAGAAAGAAUGUGCGCUGUCUACACAAUGAUAAGCCACGGCAGUGUGGUUCGAGGUGGAAGCCAAGCACUUGCCAGCGAGCAGUGGUACAAAAUACACCGAUAUUUUGAUCUAAACACGAACGCCAGCAUCGCAGCUGAAGGGAGGAAGUUCCUACUGUUUUUGAACGACUGGUACGGCAUCAACGUGGACGUUGGCAACAAUACCUUGUCAGGGGUUGAUCCAGCUCCCGUGGUUUUCCAUACCGCAGCGGUUAACUUUACUUUUUUUAUCAUGACCCUUCCGAUGUCUGCUAAUUUUAAACUUAAUUCGGAGUCACGCAACAAUACAGUUCGUUAUUACGGCUCCAACAUUUACAGUAACGCAUGGGUGAUUGUAACCAAAAAUGAGUUUACUGUAACGGAGGGUCGAAAUCAGGGAAUGGUCGUCCCGGCAAGAAGUAUGAUACGGCUACAAUAUUACUAUAUGAAACCUGGACAGAAGGGGUUCGACAGCGAGAUUAAGCUCCGUGCAGAACACCGUGUGCCAAUGCUGCUGAUUCCCAUCCCCUUGGGCCAAGACACUAAUCGUACCGGGUAUGACGUCACACAAGGAACGUACGUCGUCUACAAUCAGCAUGUCACCAGUCUGACCAGGCCAGAGUUCGGUGACGGCGUAGCGCGUGGGAUCUCUCCUCGAUACGUGCACGGAAACGAAUUUCUGAAUGAUGGCAGAAUGGUGGUAACCUUCGCCUGUGACCGUACCGAGUACUGUCUGCCAUAGUUUGGCUAUGAUACAGAGGGGUUUUAAAAUAUAUCUUUUUUGCUUUAUGGAUUUCAGUUUUUAUUCUGAACCAGUGGGAAUUAUUGUAAAGGUUGGGAAAAGAGUA